Nelumbo nucifera (sacred lotus) is the source of this 2440-nucleotide messenger RNA. RefSeq names its product nucleobase-ascorbate transporter 6. The record is from RefSeq and is a predicted model, not a curated record. Gene Ontology annotation, biological process: transmembrane transport. Gene Ontology annotation, molecular function: transmembrane transporter activity. Gene Ontology annotation, cellular component: membrane. Lineage: Eukaryota; Viridiplantae; Streptophyta; Magnoliopsida; Proteales; Nelumbonaceae.
UGGUUUCUUUCUCGCUUUUGGUCAUUUCGGUCGCCUUUUUUUUUAUUUUUCUUCUUUCUUCAACUUCUCUCUGUCUCUCACUCGUCUCUUGGUUUCUGAAGUGGGUUUUGGGCUUUUAAACUUCUGGGUCUAUUCAUUUCAUUUCUCUCUUUUAGUGAACUUCAAAAGGGUGGUGUUGCAGGGUUUUUCUUCACUCUAAUGCUUGCCAUUUGAUUUUCUUCUCCAGAUUGUUCUCUGGCUCCUUUUUGCUUCUGGGUUUCUGUGUUUUCUGUCGCAGUUUGAGUCUCUCCCUACCUCUCCUUAUCACACUAAACAUCUAUCCGGGUGUUUUCUAUCUGUUUUUGCUUGCGGUGAUCUGAGGGAUUUGGACUUUGCGUUGUGCGGAUAUUUCGCUUUUGUUGUGCGUAGAGGUUAAUUUGUUGUUGCUUUUAGAGUAAGAGGAGGAGAAGAAGAGAAACCAUGGCGGGUGGUGGUGGUGGAGCGGCGCCGCCGCCGAAACAGGACGAGUUGCAACCACAUCCGGUCAAGGAUCAGUUGCCCAAUAUUGCUUACUGCAUUACAAGUCCUCCUCCGUGGCCGGAGGCCAUCCUGCUUGGUUUCCAACAUUACCUUGUUAUGCUGGGCACAACAGUUAUUAUUCCCACUGCUCUUGUUCCCCAGAUGGGUGGGGGAAAUGAGGAGAAAGCAAAGGUGAUCCAGACACUGCUAUUUGUUGCUGGAUUGAACACACUGUUCCAAACAUUGUUUGGAACCCGAUUACCUGCAGUUAUUGGAGGGUCUUAUACCUUCGUGGCACCCACCAUUUCAAUAAUUUUGGCUGGACGACACAAUGAUACUGUGGACCCCCAUGCAAAAUUUGAGCGCAUUAUGCGAGCAAUCCAGGGGUCCCUUAUUGUUGCAUCAACUCUUCAGAUUGUCAUUGGUUUCAGCGGUCUUUGGCGCAACAUCACAAGGUUCUUAAGUCCACUUUCAGCCGUACCCUUGGUAGCUCUAGCUGGGUUUGGACUAUAUGAGCUUGGUUUUCCUGGGGUCGCUAAAUGUGUGGAAAUUGGACUGCCACAGCUCAUCCUGCUUGUAAUUUUCUCACAGUAUAUUCCCCAUGUGAUUCGAACAGAGAGGCAUGUCUUUGAUCGAUUUGCUGUUUUCUUCUCAGUCAUAAUUGUGUGGGUUUAUGCUCACCUCCUCACUGUAGGUGGGGCCUAUAAGAAUGCAGGGCACAAUACUCAACAAACUUGCCGCACCGAUCGUUCUGGUCUCGUGGAAGCCGCUCCAUGGAUAAGAGUUCCUUAUCCAUUUCAGUGGGGGGCACCAACAUUUGAUGCAGGUGAAGCCUUCGCUAUGAUGGCCGCCUCAUUUGUUGCCCUUGUUGAGUCCACUGGUGCUUUCAUUGCGGUAUCAAGGUAUGCAAGUGCAACUCCCUUGCCACCUUCUAUUCUAAGCCGUGGAGUUGGUUGGCAGGGUGUUGGAAUUCUGUUUUCUGGUAUAUUUGGAACUGUAAAUGGAUCAUCUGUAUCUGUCGAGAAUGCUGGUUUAUUGGCUUUGACACGUGUUGGCAGCCGAAGGGUUGUCCAAAUAUCAGCUGGAUUUAUGAUAUUCUUUUCUGUCCUGGGAAAAUUUGGAGCAGUAUUUGCAUCUAUUCCUGCCCCAAUCAUUGCUGCCUUCUAUUGCUUGUUCUUUGCUUAUGUUGGCUCGGCAGGUCUAAGCUUCCUUCAGUUCUGCAACCUCAAUAGCUUCAGAACAAAGUUCAUAUUAGGCUUCUCGUUUUUCAUGGGCUUAUCCGUGCCACAAUACUUCAACGAGUAUACAGCAGUAAAUGGCUAUGGGCCAGUUCACACACGAGCGAGAUGGUUCAAUGACAUCAUCAAUGUACCCUUCUCCUCGGAGGCGUUUGUAGCCGGCAUCUUGGCACUGUUCUUGGACAUCACGUUGCAUAGGAAGGACAGUGCAACUAGGAAAGAUAGUGGCAUGCACUGGUGGGUCAAGUUCCGGUCCUUCAAGACAGACACCAGGAGUGAGGAAUUCUACUCUCUGCCCUUCAACCUCAACAAGUUCUUCCCUUCAGUGUGAUCUUCUCUUCUGUGGGAUGCGUUCGCAGGUCUGUAAUGAAGUCAUGCUCCCCUCCAUAAAUGUCUUUUGGGGGUGGGGGGAAUUCUACAUUUCUACUCCCUCCCUCUGCCUCGUUUGUCUUCUCCACUCUAUUCUGAUGAUGGAAACCCGGAUGGUAUAUUCGAAUCUUAAGCCAAUUAAUUACACGAUGCCUACGACUACGGACAUUUUGUUUCCUUCUUUUCUUUGAAUUAUUAUAUUUAUUUUUAUUUCUUGUAAAUCCAAAUAGUUUAAAAUGGAUUUGAAGUGGGUAAAGAAACAAAUUUAGUACUUGUAAUCUUGUAAUUGAUUCUCUCUACUUUUAUUUGAGCUUUUGUGUACUUGUGGCGUUGAA